CGGUAGUCCACACUGCUAACUCCCUGCACUGCUGCACUAACACACUGUCCACACAGCCCCUUUGGUCAGCCUGACUGGACAGUACCAAUACCAGCCGGACACCAUGAUGGUCUAGUUAUGACAAGGAGAUCAUUGCAGUUGAGUCUGGAGUCCCAGUGAAAUGGCACAAUAACCAACAGACAAACAGAUUUUCCUUAAGCUGUGGGAGAUAGAACUACACCGCACAACGCCAUCUUGCUUCGUUCAUGAUAGUUAAUCAUCGGAGCCUGCUAGAUUUCCCAUCAUUUUUACAUCUCCAAGUGUCUACAUAUUUAAUUCCAUUGAUUCUUGGAUUUUUUUAAAGUUCGUGUUACAUUUCCUGGAAUUACUCACUUCAGAAGGAAGUUGUUUUGUUAUAGUAUAUUUACCCAGAGACGUAGCGUGUUUAUGUACAAAUACGCAAUUGUGUGGGACCUUUAAUAUAUAGUUAUAAUCGUUUAUAUUUGUAUUCAUUUAAGAUUCAAUAUUCUUGUUAAGUAUAUUGAUGAGAAAGUACAAGAAAAAAUAUAUGUGAAUUUUUCGUGAUAAUAUUUUUUACGAAAUAUUUAAGAAAAAGACUUUGUAAUAUUUGUAACAAACAAAAUACAACCAACGUCUUUCAUAUAUACGGAGCAUCAUUUUCCGGGGAAUUCUCGGAGUUUCUAUGUAUUAGUUGAGUUUGUUAUGGCCAUGGUGAACACAAUGCUGAAUCUGUCAUCUGCUGUGAAGGACUCGAGGUGGCUCACACUUGAAGUCUGCCGGGAAUAUCAACGCAACAAAUGUUCGCGAACUGAAAACGAGUGCAAGUUCGCACACCCUCCGCCCCAUGUUGAAGUCCAAAAUGGUCGUGUGACGGCUUGCUUUGAUUCUAUAAAGGGUAAAUGUCAGAGAAAAGACCCUCCGUGUAAAUAUCUACAUCCUCCACAACACCUACGGGAACAGUUGUUACAGAAUGGCAGAAACAACCUGAUAUUACGUAAUCUUCAGAUGCAGGCUGCACAACAAGCAGCUCUGCAGCCCCUAAUGCCCAUCCAGACCAUGGUAAGUACUGCGAGCAGCAACAAGCCGACCGUGGCGGCAUAUCCCACAGUUGUACCAGGACAGUUCCCAAUUGUGGCACACCCAUACUUGGGAUCAAUACCAACGUCCGUGGCCUUCAACCCUUAUGCCACCAUAAACCAAGGGAAUGUACAGACAGUGGCAGUGCCCGGAGGAGGGGAUGCCACCAUGGUAACCAGCCCACUCCAAGGAGUCAUCCAAGCGAUUCCAUCCCAACAAAAGCUGGCAUCUUCCCGGCCGGAUAGAUUAGAGGUUUGUCGUGAGUAUCAGAGAGGUACAUGCACGCGACAACCUAGUGAGUGUCGCUAUGCACACCCUCCAGAUAAUGUAACAGUCGACACGUCCGAGAAUCAGGUCACUGUUUGUAUGGACUUUGUAAAAGGGAAGUGUACACGGGAUUCGUGUAAAUAUUUCCACCCACCUGCACACCUCCAGGCUCUCAUCAAAGCCACCCAACAACGAUCUAACACCACUGCCGCUCAAGCUCAAGCUCUGCCGCAAGUGGUUGAGGUCAUUCCAGGCAAGAAGCGACCUCGUGACCAUGCCGAUGACCUCGUUCUGCAGGGUGCUUUACCUGGGGUGAUACCAUACAAACGUGUAGCGGUUGCUGAUGGCAAAAGUGGAUUACCUAUGUAUCAUCCAGGUGCAAACUUCGCCUACCAACAGGCACUAACGGCCAUGCAGUUACAACAGCAAUAUGUGCCAGCUACCAGUUUUUAUGUUUCAGAUACAAAUAAAAGUGGCAUUCCAGUUCCUACCCAGAUAUCACAGUCAAGUCCCCUGCAGCCGACCUUGCAGAUACCCCAGCAACACCUAGUUCCAGUAACACCAGUGCCAUUGGUUGUCUCCCCUGAAGCCGCUGCAUCCACAGCUAUGGUGACGGCACCAAUUGGCGUACCAUCUAAUAACGCCUAUACCGUAAAUUACUUUGACAGCAACCAACAGUUGCUGGACACCCUCCCAGUUUGCCGAGAUUUUAAAUUGGGCCGGUGUAACAGGCCUGAAUGCAAGAGUGUGCAUAUAACAGAGGAUUAUGUUGAAGUGAAGGAUGGACGAGCGGCCGUAUGUCGAGAUGCAGUCCGUGGAAAGUGUACACGUGCGAUGUGUAAAUACUACCACAUCCCCAUACCACUUCCUCCUUCCAAGUAACCAGGCCCACAAUGCAUUAUGAUUCUUUUUCAUUUAGUUGCCAUGACAACCAAGAGAAACUAAGUGGGUCAGUGAGCUCUCAAUAUAUUUGAGUUGUUUUUAGUACAAAUCGAUUUUAAGUGUUUGUAUUCCACAAGUUUUACAAGGAUUAUCAUGUAGGUGUGAGUGAAGUCGCGGGGACGAUUUAUACUGAAAUAAUUACAGUGAUCUUGAAAUCGUGGACUUUGACCUCGUAUUCUUCCUUGCCAAUGGAUUUUUCUACAAAUGAUUUCUGCCCAAGGAAUCAUGGUGCUAUGGAAAUGAAUCCGUGAAAGGAAUCCGGUGAUGAACUUUUCUCUGACUUUGAUAAUAACCUUGACCUGUGCAUAAGAUAUGAAGAAAUCAUAGUAAUGUGAUUGUACAAGGCCUGUUGUCAACUUAAUCAACGACAACUCCAAGGAGUUAAGUGGCAAGAUUAGACUUGCAGCAAAGGAGACAAAAAGUCAUCGUUAAAAGGAUAAUGCAUUUUUUUUCUAGAUUUCAGAAAUUUCAAUUUUAUUUACAUUUAAGUGAUAAAUUAUAUGACAAAAGAGAAACAGGUUUUACUUAAAAAAGAUAUUCUCCACAAUAUUGAAUAUUGCUCAAAUUUAUUUUGUUUUUUAAUCCUUUUCAUCAAAGACAAAUCCUAAUGAUAAAGAUUGUUUUAUGAUAACAUAAAUCAGUUAAAAAUAACCCUAGUUGCUAGGCGAUAAAGUAACCUUGAUAAAACUACGCAAAAUAUUUUUUAGCCUAAUUUUAAUUUUUGAAAUUUGGGCAUUAGUAACGGAUUGAUUUGUGUUUUUUUUCAAAUCCUUGCUUAGCCUGUCACUUCCUUGCUGUUUUCCCCCUUAAUGCUAUAUCCAAUAUGGCCACCCGGAGUGAAGCCCUGCUAGCCUUUAAGAGUUUUUAGUAGCUAUGAUUUUGAAGUGGUUUUUCUGUAUCUAUGGAGAUGCACAUUGUGCACACGACAAGAGAAUACUUUGUUUGAUAUGUAUAAAUUUCAUGUUUUACACUUACAUGCAUGACUGAGAGGAACAGUGGGGAGUUGUGACGCAUUGUAACAGCAGAGUUAUGUCCCUUGAUCACUUCAACAUGGUACUCGGUAAACCUUAUGUGUAGAUAGGGGAUGGUUCUAUGUUUUUGUCACUAUAGUAAUUUUUUUUUUCAUUGUCGUUUGGCCUAAAAUCCAGAUUGCCUCUAAAAGGUAGAUACUACAAGGUUAGUUAUUGGUCCAGUUUAGUGGACACUAUGCUCUGGAUGUCAUGGUCGGUCAAUACAUUGUUUAAUUGGCAAUACCUGUCCCAUCAGAGCACUUUAAUGGAGGUAAAUGUAGGAUGAAUGCCACAUAAAGCAAAAAGUAUUGAGUUUUUGAACAAGAAAGACCGUCCCCUUUCUACACAAAAACCUGUGUACUUGAUGACAUGUUUGUUAUGACUGUAAUUUUUUAGUUAAAGAUACUGUUGUAAAUUAUAUAUUUUGAUGAAAAAGGUGCAAUUUCUUCUACAAGGUGCACACUAAACUAAUUUGUUAUAAUGAACAAUUGUUUGUUUGUUUUUUCGUUUUUUUUCUUUGUAUUUUUUUUUCAAAACUGUGCCAUAAAGUUUUCUCUGCUGAUGAUGGUAGGGAACCAGUAUGUAUGCCCUUCUGUGCUGAAGGUAACCAACACUGUUCCAUUGUAACUGUUUUAACUAUUUGAAGAUUUGUAUGUAUAAAAAGACCUGAUCGAAGGUCACGUGUUCCAAGCAUUUAUUGUUCAUAUUCUAAAUUAAAUCAUUGUUAGUGAUUGUUGACCGACUUUUAAAACCUAUGUUUGAUUAACCAAUGGUUAAAUACAUAUACUAUAUUAAAAUAAGGUCGCUGAAUGAGAACAUGUCACAAAUUCUAUGUUACAAAACCUUAGUGUUGACAAAACCAAUCACAAUCAUGACUGGACAAAGGCUUUUUGUUCAUACAAUUUCUUACCUGUAUAAUAUUUUUCUUAUAUAUUAGAGUAUCAUUAUCGGUGGUAGUUACAUAAGUAGUAUUUAACCCUUCUUCCCCACUUAAGUAAUGGUACAGCCCUUUGGACCCAGCACCUUUAUCAGAACCCCUGUCCCACUAAUGGGGAACAUCCAAAAAAGGUAAGUUGGCGUCAAACAGGGCCACCAUUCUGGACUUUGUUUUUGAGAGACAAACAAUGUAGCCUUAACUGUUAUAUGUAUGUGAUUUUGAACUAGACAUGUUGUUACGACCAUUUUGAUUGGUCAUUUAAGCAUGCCAUAUGACUGAUUAUAUCCAAUUAGCACAAAUGUCAUUUUUUUGGUGGAUUAUCAUACCAUACUUGGAGUGAGAUGUGUGUUUGGGGGAUCGGAGGAUGUUAAGAGGACUGUUAUAGAAUUUGUGUAUAUAUAUUUUACAUGUCUCAAAUUGAAGAAAAAAACCAAAUAUGUUUACUUCAUCUGUUUGAAUGUCUACAUAUCACAUGUCAUGUGCCGAGUUGUUGCCCGCAUCGGGGAAUGAUUUCGGUUGAGAAAGCCAGACCUUUAAAACAGGUGAUGGGAAAGGUCAUACACAGAGUUCAAAAAUAUUGGGGAAAGGUGUCUGCAUUAACACAGUGUUCCAAAUUCUAGCUACAAAACAAUCUUUAUACCAGGUGCAUUGUACUUUUUAACAACUGGAUAUUCUACAUUUAAUUUUAAUAAAUAACCUUCUUUUUACCUAGUUGUACCUAUUCCAUUCUUCACUUUCAUUAGUAUCAUUGAAUAUAACAACUAAACGCACUUUGACCUUUCCCAUUCGGUUAUAGGUUUCCAUCUGCUGGUAGCAUUGAAAAUAUUAAACCCAUCAUUUCUUCCAAAAUGUGAUUAAAUUCAAUAAUUAAAUAUGCAAGAAAGACUAUUUUUUCCAACAAAUUUUUCAAAUUUUUGAGAAUUAAAUUCUCGCCAUUUGGGCUAUUUUGAUCUCUUUUAUUUUUCGUUUCUUUUACUCAGUGGAUUUUGAUAUGCGAUUUGUAUUUUCUCAUUUCGUUCUAUAUAUAUUGUUUGAUAGUCUAUGACAUAGCAUAAUAGCGUAUUCGGCUCGUCCCGUUCCACUGCUACGCACGGUUUAUAAUGUUGCAGCCACAGUACAAUAAAAAUGUCAGAUUUAUCCAGUCAGUUCUGCUGUCAUUCUCUUCAAUAUGUUCUUUUUUAUUGGAAAAGACUUUUUCAGGAGAUAUGUUUUGGUUAAUUGGUUUUGUUUCAGGAUUUGUCUCUCUUGUUAACUAAAUUCAGUGUCAGCAGCGAUGUCUGCGUAGGCAGUGUUUUUAUCAAAGGCACCCAAGCCCAUGAGCGGCGUGUUCAUAACUUCAUUUUAAUCAGUGUGGUUUUGUGAUAUCUUGAUAUGUAUAUUACAAGCCCUAUUUUAUCUGUACAAUAUUAGGUAACUUAACAGUACUGGGGUGAACUGUGGAUUCAUUGUCUUUAUAUGUUGUUUUGUAGUACUUCUGCCCAAACGUGCAUAUACUUGUGAUAUUUCCUUAUAAAUGCCAGCAAACUGUUUAACAUUGCCCUCAACACUUCUUUAAAUAUCUAGACAAUAGGAUAUCACUUUUAAUGUAAUUAUCUUAAUUUUUUUUUAAUGAAAGAGUCAAACUCUUGUGAUCGUUCAUGUGUUGUAACCAUGUUGGUAAAUUAUGGCCCCUGUUGCCAAGGUUACAGAUGAUGCUAUUCUGAAAUGUGGUUUAUUGUUGGAAAUUUUGGAAUAACUUAAUGGUUUAGUUAAAUGACUGUUGCCAGAGAAGCAAUUUCGUUUUCCAAAGCAGCCAGUGUUAGAUACUAGGUCAUGUCAGUGUUGUUCUGUGGCGGGACAGAUUCCUUGGUAAAAGUACUGAUGUAGGUUGUACAAUAUAGUACUAAGUGGGAGUUAUAACGAGUAGAAGUUUUAGACAUCGGGUAGAGUAUAGCUUUGUGGCAUGACAAGUGCUACAGAGGAGGUAGGUUGUAGUUUCGUAAGGAGAAGAUAAACCCUGCAGUUAACAUGUGAAAGUGCCAUUUCAAUUGAAGUGAUUUUAACUUUGUAAUCUUAGUCACUUCUCAAAUCGUUUCCAUGUCACCCAAUCACUUAUUGCUGUGUUCGUUAGGAUAUAAAAAAAUUGUUUAACAAAUGGACUUCCUUUUUUGCAAAUUCUCUUUUAAAGCUGGAUCCAGCUUUUGCUGUAGAUUGAUAUCCAGCCAAGAAAUGAAUUGUGUUCAUUUUAAGAAAUCCAGUCAAUAAUAGUGGUUUUUAACCACUGACUAUGUUACAUUGAAAAUUAAAAGUCAUUGUAGUGCCAUAUAUUAGUACUAACAAAUCAAUUUGCAGUUAAAUUUGCUUUUGUAAAAAGUUGUUUCUGUUAUACAGAGAGUGCCACUUCCAUUACACAAAAUUAGCUACAAAAAUUAUCACAAAGUCAGUUGGAAGUGCUGCCUGUUAACAUAUUGCUUGAAAUCCAUUUUGCCAUAUAAACUUAUACUGGUUCUUUGUGGUAUAAGAAUAGACGCCAUAUUUUAAGUGCUAAAAGAUUAUAUUAUAUGUGUGUGUAUGUAUGUGUAUGAUUCAAACUGACAUUUGUGUGGUUGACCUUUGGGCAGAAGUUACUAUGAACUUUAAGAUUAUUAAAACAUGUUACAUGUAGUUGAUGAAUUUUGUAUAACAUAGUAUGUAUUGCUUGUGGUUUUAUGUCAUAGGGCUGUGAUGAGAGAGUUUAAACUCCAAAGAGCCUUUGUGUCAGGCACAGUGAUUGGCCCAACACUUAACCAGUUUUUUGUGUCGGGCACAGCGAUUGCUUCAACACAUUACCAGUUUAUGUGUCGGGCACAGCAAUUGGUUAUCAUAUAACCAGUUUUUGUGUCAGGCAUGGCAAUUGGUCCAACAUGUAACCAGUUUUUGUGUUGGAUUCAGCAAUUGAUCCUUACUGUUUUUGUGUCAUGCACAGUGAUUGGGUCAUUACACAAACCAAACACUUCUCAUGUCAGACACAAGGAUUGGUUAAUCACAGUAACCAAUCUUUAUGUCAGACACAGUGGUUUGUCCAUCACACAAAACCCAAACAGUCUUUGUGUCAAACACAACGAUUGGUCCAUCACAUAGUCACAUAUUCUGUUGUAUUGUUGUAGUUUAUAUGGUGACAAGUUACUGUGUGUGAAAUGGUUGAUGUCCUUUGACAAAAAAGAAACAUUUUUUAUUGAUUAUAUAUCAUUUACUUUUGGAAUGGUUCGAAUCAUUAAUGAUAAUAUUGUAUUAGAUAUGUUAUUAGUUAAAGCGUUCAGUUUAAAGUAUAGAUAUUGAGCUGUGGCAAACAUCUGAUGUAGCCACAGCUUUUUAGUCAGAAUGGUAUCGGAGUCACAAAGGAGUACAAUAAAGAUCCUGUUACUAUAUAUAGACUGUUACGGUAGAAGUAGAUCCUGUUUAUGUUAUGUCCAUGGGGAGGGCGAGAUAUAUCUUAAUUGUACGAUGAAUGUGUUGAACGGUAACGGUGUCAUGUGUGAUAACAUGUGACUGAUCAUUUAUGAGCGAUGCACACAACCAUGUGCACGGUUCCUGGUGGUGACAGGGAGGUGUGACACCCAUUUUUCGCUUUGUAAGCUUUUGUGUGAGCUGUUAAUUACUUAACCAAAGGGGUUGUGUAACAACCCCUAGCAAAGUGCCCAAAAUGCCAUAUGCGGAUUGCAGAGUUUAAAACAGCUGAUUUCUUAACUAUAAUCUAGUACAAUAAGUGUGUGUCACGCUUUUAAACUUUUUUGGUUUAUAUUACAAAUCUUAGUUUUAUAUUGAUGCUUUUUAUCUGUAAAUUACCGAUAUUCCAAUGUAUUAAUAGUGAUUCAUAGAAGGACUAAAGUCAAUUUUCCAAGUUAUAGAUGAAGAAGUAUUUCUUAAUGUUUUAUUUUUUUUUUAAUUAUUUUGUUUUUAUUUUAUUUUGUAUUAAAUUCGUAGUUCUAGAAGUAUUGAAUAUUUCAAAGAAACAAGAUGACCAUAUUGCGUGACACAGACUUUUUAUAUAGGAUUGUAGCUAUUAGAAUUAACAUUUUUAAAGGCUGGACUCGCAGUAGGUUUAUUUUGAAAGCGGUUAAAAACUGCAUCAGCGAGGUCAUGAGUGUUUAAGAUCAGAUAUAUGAAAGAAAAGAAUGUUAAAAUGAAUGAUUGGAAAUAUUGAUUUACUGAAAUUGAUGGAUUUUUUUUAAGUUCCUGCUGAGAAGUGAUGGAAUCAUUAACAAAAUGAUUGGUAAACAUUGUAACUUUGGGGUUUUAUUGUAUUGAUAUAUAUUAUUUUUUCAUUUCUGUGUUUAAUAUUGAUAUAAAUUGUCAAAAAAAAAAAAACGGUAUGGUUAGUUUUCAACUGUUGUAAAUUUUUCAUUAGUAAUUAUGGUUUCAAUGCCAUACUCUCCGGUGAAGGUCUUAUAGGUAACAGAGACUAGCAGAUUCGUUUUAUAGAAUUAUAUACAUUCAAUGUAGAUUUUCAAUGGUUUAAAUGACCUUACACUGAAAUCACCUCCUAUAUAUCUUUAUAGUAGAUUUGCUUGAGCUUUUCGCCAGACGACAUUGUAAAGUCGUCCUACCAUGCUUAUAUUUGUGUCAUGUCUGCCUCCGCUUCUGACUCUUUAAGAGAUGCCCAAUAAACACCGAACUCGGAGUAUAAUCCAAUAUACAUAAUUGUAAAACAAAUGUGUUGUGCUUUUUUGUCCUUGCAUGAUCUCACUUCUCCUUGACCUUUCAACUUUCAAUCUGGCCUUGACCUUUAAAUAUAGGGUUGAGAUCACAUGUUUUACACACAUUCUGCCAGCCAUAUGUGUAUGUAUUGACACAAGCAUUUAGAGAUGGGAGUCAUAUUCACAUUAGAUUGGCUGUAUGGUGAUGCGUGUGUGUCAAGGUCAACAAAUUGACUUUUAAUCUUUAUAAUCAAGCAUCUUGCCAUUGAUAUGAAGGAGUUAAACUACAUCUUUCUACAAGGAACCGUCCAAAAUAUAUCACACUUUUCUCAUGAGUAAAGAAUUUAUGUGCAACUUGUGUUAUUAGACAUUCUAAAAUUAUAUAACUUAGCUUUUCGGAAACCAUUCUGCAGCUGUAUCAUGGCUUUAAUUAUUACUGGGCGUGGCUAGAGCCCUUUAUUUAAUAUGAUUGGCCAAUACGCAUUUUCUUCUACAUUCUAAAAUAAGACAACUUUAGGAACAUUGUAACAUGUUUAUUGUUCUGUGAACUUUUGGAACUUACUCCCUCGGAUAUUUCCUCUCUUAUGAAUUCUUACACUUUUCUUAAUCAGAUUCCUAAUCAAACUACAUUGGCUCAUAUUAAUAUGUUUUAGAUAAGUAAAUACAAGCAUGUUCUAAAAUGUGUUUCUCUUGAAUAGUUUCAUGUACACAUAGGUUAAUGUCAAAGUUUGACUAACAUUAUAAAACAACUGAAUAUCAUUUCCCUUGGCAGGAAAGUAAAUCUGAGCAGAUGAACAAUAUUCCAUAUAAGGAAAAACAGUAGGUGCGGUAACCAUGGUGCUGUUAAAGGUCAAGGACAAUUUAGUUAUAGUAUGGCACGGAGUUAAUCAGAUUGACGAACUGUGCAUCAUUUCUGUUUCCAAACAAUAUGUCUUAUAUACUGUAUUGUAUACUUAGGUGCUAACCACGUAAUAACAACCGAGCCAAGCUCCCCAUCAUUGUAAAGGCGUUUCUGUCAUCAUUUUGUCUGUAGUAUUGUGUCAAGUAAAUGGAAGAUUUAUAGAAAUUUAGUAUAAAUGUAUUAUCUGUCUUUCUUAUAAACACCUAUAACAGUUAUUUUACAAUAAAUAUGAGAUCGGAUUCCGUUAACAAGUUUGAAACUUAUAUUAAUCCGUUUCUGAAUACUUAAAAGACUUAUAACAAAUACCAUAAAACACUAUAAUACGAUUCAGUGGAGUACACAGGCCAAGAGGUCACAAUGAGCGGAACAUGGAAGGUCUGUUAUGAGCCUGACUAGGAAUCACAGCGUUAUGACUAGUGCUUGUUAGCUCCAAGCAUCUUGUCAAAUUGUCUCAGUUAUAUCGCAUAAUACUUCUAAAUGCAUUUAUUUUUUUCUCAAGCCUUACUGCAAGUACUUAGAAUCUUAAAAAGAUUCCCAUCAAUCGCAAACAUUUUUCAUCAUCGCCCGAAUUCUUAUAGCAUUUACAUUUUGCAUAUAAUCAGAUACUUGUGGUGUUUCAUGUUUAACUAUUGGUCGUGCGCUAUGAUUCCUACAGGUAGUCUAAAAACGCAAUUUCUUCUGAUUCUGGUGGAUUUCAUUUUAAAUUCAAAACAGUCUUGUUUCAUGUAAAAAUUUGAAAUCAAUAUGUAUUUUUUGUCACUUGAAACGUGAAAAAAAAAUUGUAUCAUUUGGAAGAAAUGAAAUGAUCAGAAACAGAAGGAAGCACAAAAACAAAACUCCAGCAAAGCACAAAAUCAGAACAGUCAAGAGGGGCUCAUGUUUUACAACAUAGGUCUCACUUUUAUCAUCAAACAUGAAUUGCACUGGUACAGAAACCUUAUUUAUCAUGAAUGUGACUUCUUCAUUUCCCAGUAGCUAAGUCUAUUUUUCAGACAAAACCAGUUUUUGUAACAAAGAAAAAUAAAGUGAGUUUGGUUAGGUAUUUGCAUCACUCUGUACCUGUGUAAUGAAAUGUUUGAUGAUAGAAUCCUGUUUCAUGAAGGCCGCUGGUUCAUCCCUGGCACUAGGAGGUACUUUGGGAGAUUGCUUGUUAAAUUACAAUCUGCUGGCUAUUGUAUUCAGAUCACUAAGUGGCUUAACAGGUGCUUCAAUUAACGCAGGAAAUUAAUUCAUAAGUAGUGUAUGUUUUUUUUCACUAGAACUUGUUUUCUUAGAUUGACAUUAAUUAUCUUUGUUAAAUUUGUGUCUUAGUUUUAAUUAAUUCCAAGAUAUUUCAAUUUGAUUUUAACAUUUAUUUUUUCUAUGAAAACAUUCUCUAAAAUAAUGCAUGGUUCUUAUGGUGCUAAUCUUACGGUUGUUUUCACCCCACCGAAAAAUAAGAAUUGUUGAAUAGCAUUUUUUUUAUUAUUUUAUUUUCAUUCGUUUUUGUUUUCUCAUCGCUUUAAAACUGAGUAAAACAAGCCGUUAAUUACCUUUAUAUUCACUGUUAAUUCUUCUAUCCGAAAUCUUCGAUAUCUAUAAAAGUUUUGUUUUUAUUAAAAGAAACCAGCAUGCAUUUGUUAUGAGAAUAUUACCCUACUUUUGAUCUCAAUAUUUGUAACUAUUUAGGAGUAUUUUGGUGUAGUGUUUCCCAAACUAUUUCCUAUGUGCCAAUGGAGAUUAUAGAUGGAAGACGAAUAUUGAUACCCUAAUAUCUGUUUGACCGCAUUGCUCAGGGUCAUUAAAUGUAAUGCGAUGACAAUAUUGAUAAUAGCACACACAUAACCGAAAUGUUUUGGGAAAAGUACAAAAAUGCAUUUUUUUUUCGAAUUGGAUAAUAUUUAAUAUUGUUUACCUGUUCUAUAUAUAAUUCUAAAUUUGUGUAAAAGGGUGCUGUGCCCUUAUGGGUAGUUUUUACCAAUUCGCUAAAUAAAAUAGCAAAUAUUUGAACACUAGCUACAGAAUUUUAAGGAAUAAUUUUUAAUUAACACGACGAUUAAAAUUUUUUAAAGACAUAUGUCGACAAUGUGUUGCUUUGUUAACUCUGAGCAAUGGGGUGUUGUUUACGGAUAUGGGUAUGUGCCGACUACACUCUUAGCUGUUAUAAAUACUUGGUAGUUUUUGUUGGAUCGUCGUGGUGGAAGGACGGCUGUGUGCUAGGCUGGGCUUAUAACAACACUGAAGCUUUGCUGCUUCUACCCGUCAACUAAUCUUUACCAGGUUAGCCCUGACAGUCCGUCAUCUUUACUAUCCCAGCAUGCAGUUGUGUAGUCUUGCACACUUUACAAAAAAAUGGCAGCCAGCUAGCAUUGUGUGGUGCGAGGUUCUUAUUUUCCUCGCCCGCCUCAAUUUGAAUAAGAAGCAAGACAAAAAACUCACCAAAGUUGUUUAUAUGAUUGUAUGCCAAAGAUGUCUUCCAGUUUCCGUGGAAAUGAGUCUAACUCAUAAAUUUGUUUAUUUAUGAAUAAAUGUGGUGACGUGUCUGGUUUUGUUUAUAAAGAAAGACGCAAUUGUUUAUAAUUUUUGUUAAGUCUAUUGUAAAUAGGUUUUUUUUUGGUUAAGGAUAUUCCUUUUCGUUCUUUUAAAAAAAUAAAUACGUAGUCAAUAAAAUAUUUUUCAAAAUAUAGUCA
Messenger RNA from Ylistrum balloti, 12458 nucleotides. RefSeq names its product muscleblind-like protein 3. Bases 703 to 2226 code for a protein of 507 amino acids. The transcript has 14 exons. Lineage: Eukaryota; Metazoa; Mollusca; Bivalvia; Pectinida; Pectinidae. The record is from RefSeq and is a predicted model, not a curated record. Gene Ontology annotation, molecular function: metal ion binding.